AUGACAGCGUUCUAUCGCAAACUGGUGGUGGUGAAGAACAAGCUGAGGGUUUGGAACAAGGAGGUUUUUAGGAAUAUUGGCUCCAGGGUCAAGGAACUAGAACAGGAAAUGAGGAUAGCGGAAAUGAAGUAUGACACGGAGCGAAAUGUGACAAUGAAGAUUGCUUAUCAUGAGGCUCGAGCGGCCUAUAUGAAGCAAUUGGCUGUUGAGUGUGGUUUUUGGCGUCAAAAAUCAAGGAUUAAAUGGAUUCAGGAGGGGGAUGCGAACAGGCUUUCUUUCAGGCUGUGGUUCGGCAAAGGCGGGCAGCAAACUACAUCUCUGGUGUCUCUGGGGGAUAAUGCCAAUUUGUUGGCAGUGCCAACAAUGUCGGAGGUGCGCGAAGUGGUCUUCUCGAUAAGCCCAGAUAGUGCCCCUGGACCAGACGGCUUUGGGUCAGGAUUUUACCAGGUUUGUUGGGAGAUCAUCAAGGAUGGUUUGGUGGCUGCUAUUCAGGAUUUUUUUAAAGGGGGCUGGCUCCCCAAAGGUGUAACCAGUACUCUAAUCGUGUUGAUCCCCAAAAUUGAGGGGGCUUCUCGGUGGCAGGAAUUCCGGCCCAUCAGUUUAUGUAAUGUUAGCUCCAAGAUUAUAUCUAAGCUGGUGUCCAACAGGUUGAAUCAGCUCCUCCCUCAACUGAUCUCUCCUUGCCAGUCGGGCUUCGUCCCGGGUCGUCAAAUAAUGGAUAACAUUCUCCUGGCGCAAGAACAUGAAAAGGAGCUGGACCGACGCUUGGAGGUUCCGAAUCUCAUGCUCAAGCUCGAUAUGGAAAAGGCAUAUGAUCGAGUGGAGUGGUCCUUCCUCUUGUUCAUGCUCCGAUCGUUUGGCUUCCAGGAACCUGCAGUAGAUUUGAUCUUCCGGUUGGUGGCCAAUAAUUGGUUCUCAGUAUUAGUCAAUGGGGAGCCAGCUGGUUUCUUCAGGUCAACGAGAGGGGUCAGGCAAGGAGAUCCAAUCUCUCCAGGGCUCUUUAUUCUAGUGGCCGAAUUUUUUGGCAAAGGGCUGCAUUCCUUGUUUCAACAAGAUAGACACAGGUUUUUUCAGGCUGGGGGAAUUACGAUACCAUAUCUGGCAUUCGCGGAUGAUGUCCUCAUUUUUACCAGGCUUGAAAGGGAGACUUUAGAGGUGGUUAGGGAUUUCUUCUCACAAUACCAACGGUACUCAGGACAAAAGAUCAAUGUGGCGAAGAGCGGGUUUGUCUGCUCAUCUGGGGUUUCAGAGACGCAGUUGGAACUGGUGUCUAGCAUUCUGGGCUUUCAGAGGCAGUUCUUGCCGAUGGUAUAUCUUGGUGUCCCCAUUUCCCGUGGUCGUUGUUCAUCUAUGGCCUUUGAUGGGAUCCUUGCAAAAGUGCGGGCACGGAUCUGUCAUUGGAGUGGGAAGCUGUUGUCCAUGGGGGGCAAAUUAAUUCUUAUAAAGCAUGUCUUGAAUUCGAUGCCGAUAUAUCUCUUACAGGUGCUCAAGCCCCCCAAGGCAGUUUUAGUGGCCCUGGGCAGAUUAUUCAAUGCUUUCUUAUGGGAUAAAUCCAGGGAGGAUAAACGUACGCACUGGGCGUCUUGGGAGAAGUUGUGUUUUCCCACAGAGGAAGGGGGGUUAGGGGUUCGGCUGCUGGGUGACAUGGUUAAAGCCUUAUCUUUCAAACUGUGGUGGAGGUUACGCCAAAGGGGGUCCUUAUGGUCGGAUUUUAUGUUCUCUAAGUAUAUUAAGGACCAGCACCCGUUGCAAGUGGAGGUUUCAAGGCCGUCUGGCACAUGGAAGCGUUUGAUUGGCAUAAGGGAGGGGGCGGAGGCGCAGAUUUCAUGGACUCUGGGACCGGGCAUGGUGGAUUUCUGGUUAGACACCUGGUGCGAGCUGGGCCCCUUAAGUGCUUUGGUCCCGGCAGAGCGCGAUAGACCACACUUUUUAGUGGCGGAAUUCCUUGGUAGGGGGGGAUGGAACCGGGGCCGGCUUCUACACUGGCUACCGGCCAAUCUGGUGGAUUGGAUCGUGGAGGUGCCGUUCGACCUUGAGGGUCAGGAUCAGCUCCUGUGGGCAAAGUCGGCGACGGGGCAAUUUUCUGUAACUGCUGCGUGGGAACUGUGCCGGCAACGUCGGGGAGCCUGGCCACUGACUAAAAUGGUUUGGAACAAGGGUGCUCCUGCUGUCUGGAGGAGGCGGAAUCAUUGUCACAUCUUUUCGUCACUGGUCCAGUGGCGAGGGAAGUUUGGGGGCAUUUUGCCAUGUAAAUGUUCGGCAUUACUUCAAGGGCCUCCUGAAGAUAUUCAGCUGCUGUGGAGGAGGUGGGCCACUUCGCUGACUCAUAUCCCUCCGCAUCAUAUUCGGUGUUUGCUGCCAUUAGUGGUUUCAUGGUUCUUAUGGCGGGGCCGUAACAAAGCAAGGUUUGAAGGACGGUCUUUUUCGGCCCGCGGGGUUAUCAUUGAGGUUAGUAACUACUUGCACGACCUGGGAAGAGCAAAUAUGCUGGAUCAGGUACAGUUCCGUGGUGACCAGGAUUGCGAGUGGGCAAGGUUAGCAGUGGGUAAGACACGUAAACGGCGACCUGUGGUGGUAAUAUGGGAGUUUCCCCCGUCGCUGUGUUACAAGCUGAACACGGAUGGGAGUGUGGUCAACGAUAAGGCUAGUGGAGGAGGGGUGUUACGGGAUUCGCGUGGUAGAGUUAUCUUUGCAUUCUAUAAGGAGUUUGGGGAAAAAGGCGUUCUGCAGGCUGAGGCUUUGGCGGUUUUAGAGGGGCUCUUACUCUGUGGGACAAGGGGGUUAUCUGGGAUUCUAGUGGAGGUGGACUCGGCGGUCCUUGUGUCGUUAGUCAAAUCCUCGGCACUGGGGGGUUGGUUGCAUUGCAAUGUCAUAAGGCGGAUUCGUCGUCUGUUGGAUCAGCUUGCGAUGUCGUUUAGGCAUAUAUUCCGAGAGGCAAACGGGGUUGCAGAUGGGUUAGCUGCUCUGCAGGGAUGUCCGAGUACGGUUUUUAAUUCUCCUCAGUUGUUACCGCGGCAGGUUCGGGGACGUAUUGCUAUGGAUGCUGCCCAAGUCCCGGCCUUUAGAUUUGUACUUGAGUAA
This is a messenger RNA of Coffea eugenioides, 3081 nucleotides long. RefSeq lists its product as uncharacterized. The record is from RefSeq and is a predicted model, not a curated record. Lineage: Eukaryota; Viridiplantae; Streptophyta; Magnoliopsida; Gentianales; Rubiaceae. Bases 1 to 3081 code for a protein of 1026 amino acids. Gene Ontology annotation, molecular function: RNA-DNA hybrid ribonuclease activity; nucleic acid binding. The transcript has 3 exons.